AUGACAACUGAUCAUCAUGAGGUAUCAAAUGCUAAUAGUAACGUAAGCAUUGCCGGUGAAGAUCCCUUACAUAUCGAAAAUAAAUCAGAUUUAACUGAAACACAAGAUUACAAUGAUUCUUCAUGGAUUAAUGAUGACUGUAAACAUAUAAAUGACAUUAAUAUCCAAGAAAAAUUUAAUAAGAUUUAUCUUCAAACAUCGAAUGAUGUACAAAAUGCAAAUAUCUUGUGGAGUAUUGAUGUAACUGUUUAUCCUCAUAUUGGUUAUUUACCUUAUCUUUUAAUAAUGAACUUAAUGUAUAAAUCAAACAAAAGAUUGACACUCAUUUCUGAUAUGCAGAGUUAUAUUAAUCAAUCAGAUGAAGAGUUUACUGAGCAUGAUUCUAAAAUGAUAUCUUGCUAUAAGAUAUUGAGCAAUUUCAAUAUUGGUACUAUUAUGAAAUUUGAUGAUAUUUAUUAUACAAAAGAUUAUCAAAAAAGUUUUUUGCGUGUAUCACAUUCAAUUAAAAUAGCUGAGACUAUUGAAUGUGUGAGUAAGAAAAUGCCAAUAUCAAUUGAUGUUAACAUGGAAUCUACAUCACAUUUGAUUUUUAUUCUUAUAAUAUUGAAUAAUAUUAUUUAUUUUGAUAUAUCAUAUGUACUUAUUGGAGAACAUGAAGUAUUACUAUAUGAAUUUAUUAAAUCAUUAUUAUUAGAUAAAUAUGGAAGAACAUUGAAUAUUUUAGAAAUACCAAUGUUUCCUAAUUUAACGGAAAAUAAAAAUAAUUUUCAAUCAAUAGAAAUGAAUCAAAUUUUAUUAGAUUCUUCUCUAUGUCAAAUUUAUGAUCAAAUUUUAUGUUUAAAACCUAGACGAAAAGCUAUGAUUUGUAAUUAUUUUAAUAUUGUCAAUAAUUUGUUUUUACAUGAACAAGUAUCAUUUAAAAAUAAUAUGAAUUUAGUUGAUACAAUUGAGAAAAUGAAGAAAAGAGUUUUACACAAUAAUUGUCCUAUAUAUGUGGCUGCAAGUUUUCUUACUGAUCAAUUUUAUGUUUUAAAAAAACAUUGGAAAAAGCAUACGAAUAAAAAAGACUCAAGUACUGGUACAGGAAAAAGUUUAGUUGGUAUAGAAGGCAAUCAAGAAGGAUUUGAAUCUCCAUUAGGAGGAAAAUUUAUAAUUAUAAAUUGGAUCAAUAAAGAAAUUGUUUAUAUGUUAGAUCUUGAUGCACCUGCUGGAUUUUUUAUCGAUUCCACUCAUUUAUAUAUUGCAAAUAAUCGUUUAAAUUAUAUAAGUGUCAUUGAUUUAAACACACGUAUUGAAAUUCGACGUAUCGAUAAUCGAGCUUUUAAUUGUUUACAUAGCAUUCAUUAUAUAAUAGAAAAUCAAACUAUUUUGGUAACUAGUACAGGUAUCGAUGCUAUUAUUCAAGUAAAUUUACAAGGUGAAAUAUUGCACGAUUGGUAUGCUACCGAACAUGAAUAUACAAUGACGCCAAAAGGUGAACAACGAAAUGUACUAAGAGAUUUUGAUCAUCAUCAUUAUACUUACCCUACUCUUCAUCAAACAACCCAUGUUAAUUCUGCGAUCAUUUUGAAUGAAGACUAUGUCUUAGCUACAUUGUUUCAUCAAGGUUCACUCGUUCAAAUCGAUCAACGAAAUGGAAAAUCAAAAAUCUUACUCUCAGGACUUAAUUGUCCACAUGGAAUUAAGCGUUUUAAAUCAGUAAAAAAACAUAAUAUUGAAUGGAUGUUAUGUAAUACAAAACAAAAUGAGAUUCUUUUUCUAAAUGAUAGUUUUAAAAUAACUCAGAAAAUGUUUUUCGAAGAUGUUCAUUGGUUACAAGAUGCAUCACAAAUUCAUAACGAAAAUAUUAUUAUUGCUGAUGCUAACAAUUCAAGAAUUAUUGAAAUAGAUCCAAUUUUGAAUACUGUUAUCAGUGAAUUCAAUUAUUCGACUGAUUGGCGUAUCUAUCAGAUUAGUGAUCUUACCGAUUUUCAAACGAGUUUUAUUCCUAAUUCAACCUGA
Rotaria sp. Silwood2 is the source of this 2001-nucleotide messenger RNA. Lineage: Eukaryota; Metazoa; Rotifera; Eurotatoria; Philodinida; Philodinidae. The record is from the annotation of a GenBank genome assembly.